Messenger RNA from Kwoniella shivajii, 1185 nucleotides. RefSeq lists its product as uncharacterized. NCBI's taxonomy places the organism in Eukaryota, Fungi, Basidiomycota, Tremellomycetes, Tremellales, Cryptococcaceae. Gene Ontology annotation, molecular function: nucleotide binding. The transcript is spliced from 14 exons. The record is from RefSeq and is a predicted model, not a curated record. Bases 1 to 1185 code for a protein of 394 amino acids.
AUGACAUCAAAGUUUAACGUUCUUCUCUUAGGUGCUGGACCUAUCAACUUUGGUACGACCGAAGGCCCGUGGAAUCAUUCAAAGAGACUAGAGCAGCAUUUAGGUCAAAGACUUAACGUAGUCGGCUUGAUAGACAUGAACAAGGAAAGAGCCGAAUCUGUCUUGACUAUUAAGAGAGCCGAUGCCAGUGUCAAGGCUGGCUAUGAGAACACCAAAGUAUUCACAAGUCUGAAAGAAGCCGGUGAAGCACUCAAGGGGGAUGAAGUACCUCACCUAGCAAUCAUUGGCUUCCAACCUACUUCCCGAGGUUCAACCAAACCUGAUCACGACAACGAAUUAGAGCUCAUCCGACUUUUCCCAAAAGUGGGCUUAUUCGUUGAGAAACCUCUUAGUGAUAUAAGUGAUUUUAAGGACGUAGAAGAAGUCGGUAGAAGGUUGAAAGAGAAUGGUAAUGUAACAAGUGUAGGAUACAUGUUAAGAUACCUUAAGGCUGCUCAAGAGAUUAAGAAAAUCAUUGACGAGAACAAGUUGACGGUCAUGCAUACCCAAGCUUCAUACUUGUUCGCAUAUGAUUUUGCAGCAAAAGAUUUCUAUGGAUAUUGGAGUAAAGCUCGUGAACCUGGACCUAUCGUAACUCAAGCGACACACAUCUGUGAUUUGACCCGAUAUCUCACUCCACCUGUACUUCUGGACUCUGUUCACACAAACACAGUCGAACAUACCGAUCCAGCUGGAAACCUUUCCAUCUUGAGAUUUGAUGAAAAGGGAUUAGUCAAGCCUGAAGAUAGAAUUCCGAGGGUUACAAGUUCUACGUGGAGAUAUGAAAAUGGCGCAACAGGUAGUUUACUACAUGCUGUCGUUCUUCAUGAGGGAGACUACGACUGUGAGUUGAUGAUCCUUGCGGACGGGUGGAAGUUUAGAUUGGUCGAUCCAUAUGGUAUUUCGCCAAGAUUGUACAUUAGAAAACCUGGUACAACCGAAGAAGUCCGAACAAUAUUCACUGAUGACGACUGCUAUCUAUCAGAAAUAGAAGCUAUCAUAGAUGUAAUUGAUGGAAAAUCUGACAACUCGGUCAUCUUGUCGCCAUAUGAAGACUCAAUCAAGACCUAUGAAUUCACUUGGGCAAUCAGACUAGCCGGUGAAAGAGCUUUCCAAGCCAGAGGGGGUGUAAACAUUAAGAAAUAG